GUUUAGUCAUGACGGAGUAGGCUAGACUUUGUUUGGAAACUGAUAACACGUCUGAUUAAAUGAUUGUAGUUUUAAAUUGGUUUGUCUGGGACUGUGGAGUUAUAGGAAUGCGUGGAGUGUAUUUGGAUAUCCAGAAUGUCUCUGUAAAAAAAUGAGAGUAACUUUUAAUAAAGUUGCCUACUCGAUUUUAGUUUCAUACUUGAUCGUGUCAUGUUACACAGGUUAUAUUAUUGUAAGAAAUAAAGUAUGGAAGGAAAAAAUACAACAGGAAAAGUUUCGUCAGAUGUCAGAGUUGGCAGAAGAUGACACAGACUGGAACCCGUGGGGAGAAGAAUUUGAAAAUGAACAACUAGUCAUUUCACACCAUGAACCACCAAAAAUUCUCUGGAACCUUGAACCCAAAAAUACAGUCUCAAACAAGGGCAGUAACUCAACAAACAGAAUUUUUAAUGUGGAAGUCUGGGGCAAAGCUGCUAUAGGGCUGUAUUUAUGGGAACAUAUUUUGGAAAGGACCUCUGGGGGAAAAGAAUGGGGGAAAACUUGUAAAGAUGACAUUUAUUUCAGGUGGUUGCCCCUGGAGACAGACGAGACAAGGGAGCAAUUCAUACAAGCAUUAUCUCAGAGUGAUCUCACACUAAACCCGGUUGGUGUAAACACGGAGUGCUACAGAAUAUACGAGGCUAUAACGUAUGGUUCCAUUCCAGUUGUGGAGGACAUCAUGACCCCUGGCAAUUGUGGGAAAUCUAAAAACUCAAAUACAUUUCCUUUGCGUCUGCUCAAAGAAAUGGAUGCACCAAUUAUUUAUAUCAAAGACUGGUCAGAAUUGACUAAAAUUUUAGAAAAUGAGAAAAAGUUGCGACAUAGUGAAGUAGUGAAAAGGAGGAGAAAUAUAUUGCUAUGGUAUGAAAGUUUUAAAUCUAAAAUGCGGCAAAAACUGAUUGGAGCUAUGAACAGACAUUUCUUUGGCCUAAACAGAUAAUGUUAAUAGAAGUUAGAUUUAUUUAGUUUUAUUUUUGUAAUAAAAUCUCAGUUAAAUGUGAUUCAAGUUUGUACAAGAGUUUGUAUAUUGAAAAUCUCUCAUCUUUACUCAGAACCGAGUCAGUCUGUAUGUGAUUAUUUUAUAGUUUACUUUAUUUAUUAAUAUUUUUAUUUUAAUUCAUAAAUUCUAUAAAAUAAAACGAAAAAACACUGGGUUUCAAGUUCGGUUAGUAAGGUUGUAAGUUUUCUAAAUAAAACUCAUUCAUGCGACUUGUAAUUUGAUUUGAUUUAGAGAUGGAUGAUUUGAUUGUAAGUUAUAGCUAUUCUUAUUUUACAUGUCUCGUCAAGGUGCUGUUAUUAUCAUUACAAUGAUUGUCAUGCUUGCUUGUAAAUUCAGUAUUUCUCUAACGGUUCUAGGCAUAUGUACAGUUAACACAUUUGUUCCCUUGGAAAAGCAGAAAUGCAGAGGGUUUGUUAUAAGAAUUGGAUAUCCUUCAAGUGGUGAACUGCAGAUGCGGUAUUUUCAUGAAUGGCACAGUUGCCUAUUGUAGACAAAGUGAAUUUGGCUAACGUCUCCUAUACUUUAAACAGCAUUAAAGUGUUUUCACAUUAGUGUAAUGCCAAGAUUAUGUAAAGGCUAUCUUUCACUUCCAUGUGAUAAAUAUGUUCUAUGUGCUUGAUGGUAUAUGUGAUAAAUACGUAUUUUUCAUAACAUAGGUAUCUUUUUAGCUCACCUUAGCCAGAAGCUCAUGGUGAGCUUUUGUGACCGCUCAGUGUCCGUUGUCAGUCGUGCGUGCGUCAACAUUUUCUAAAAAAAAUCUUCUUGAAAACCACUGGGCAGAAUUACACCAAACUUAAAUGGUCGUUUGGUGGUCCCCUUUCAAAAUUGUUCGAAGAAUUUAAUUCCAUGCAGAACUCUGGUUGCCAUGGCAACCGAAAGGAAAAACUUUAAAAUCUUCUUGUUCAAAACCGAAAGGCAUAGAGCCUUGAUAUUUGGCAUAUGACAUCAUCUUAUGGUCCUUUAUCAAGAUUGUUCAAAUUGUGCCUCUUGGGUGAAAAGAGGCCCCACCCCGGGGGUCACAAGUUUUACAUAGACUUACAUAGUAGACGUGCAGGCUGAUCUUGGUCUGCACUGGUCGCAAAGGCAGAAUAAUAUUAACUUGCCGCCAGCAGGCUAAAGGCUAAAUAGUAUUGAAAGUCUUAUGAAUGUUUCUAAUAUUGCCUACCAUUAUAAUUCAGUAAACCAGUGUAAAAUAAGAAAUAAGAAGUUACAAACCUUUCAGCUCCUUAAUAAUACAAUUAAAAGGUCAUGACCCUGAAUCAAAGUGUUACAGAAUAGCAUUCUGUGAUAGCUAUACAUAACUGCCAUUCCUUAUACAGGUAUAUGCCAUGUAUUACACAUAGACUUGCAUGCAUUUCAAACUUUCAUGAUUAGAAACAGUCUUGUCUUUAAACAUUGUAACAUGUGUUACUUAGAUUUAUAUACUGUUAAUCGUGAUUACCUAAGCUAUAAGAUAACACCAGUUUAAGAACUUUAUGCAUUUGCUUUGAUACGCUGUAAGCUUAUAAAAAAAAUUUAUCAGUUUUUCUUUUGUUUUAUCAUUGAUCUUGAUGGAACCUGUCACAAAGUGACAAGGUGAGCUUUUGUGAUCGCGCGGUGUCCGUCGUCCGUGCGUCCGUCCGUGCGUCCGUAAACUUUUGCUUGUGACCACUCUAGAGGUCACAUUUUUCAUGGGAUCUUUAUGAAAGUAGGUCAGAAUGUUUAUCUUGAUGAUAUCUAGGUCAAGUUCGUAACUGGAUCACAAGCCAUCAAAAACUAGGUCAGUAGGUCUAAAAAUAGAAAAACCUUGUGACCUCUCUAGAGGCCAUAUAUUUCACAAGAUAUUCAUGAAAAUUACUCAGAAUGUUCAUCUUGAUGAUAUCUAGGUCAAGUUCGAAACUGGGUCACGGGCCAUCAAAAACUAGGUCAGUGGGUCUAAAAAUAGAAAAACCUUGUGACCUCUCUAAAGGUCAUAUUUUUCAUGGGAUCUGUAUGAAAGUUGGUCUGAAUGUUCAUCUUGAUGAUAUCUAGGUCAAGUUCGAAACUGGGUCACGUGCGGUCAAAAACUAGGUCAGUAGGUCUAAAAAUAGAAAAACCUUGUGACCUCUCUAGAGGCCAUAUAUUUCAUGAGAUCUUCAUGAAAAUUGGUCAGAAUGUUCACCUUGAUGAUAUCUAGGUCAAGUUUGAAAGUGGGUCACGUGCUGUCAAAAACUAGGUCAGUAGGUCAAAUAAUAGAAAAACCUUGUGACCUCUCUAGAGACCAUAAUUUUCAUGGGAUUUGUAUGAAAGUUGGUCUGAAUGUUCAUCUUGAUGAUAUCUAGGUCAAGUUCGAAAGACGGUCACGUGCCAUCAAAAACUAGGUCAGUAGGUCAAAUAAUAGAAAAACCUUGUGACCUCUCUAGAGGCCAUAUAUUUCAUGAGAUCUUCAUGAAAAUAGGUCAGAAUGUUCACCUUGAUGAUAUCUAGAUAAAGUUCGAUACUGGGUCACGUGCCGUCAAAAACUAGGUCAGUAGGUCAAAUAAUAGAAAAACCUUGUGACCUCUCUAGAGACCAUAAUUUCAUGGGAUCUGUAUGAAAGUUGGUCUGAAUGUUCAUCUUGAUGAUAUCUAGGUCAUGUUUGAAAGACUGUCACGUGCCAUCAAAAACUAGGUCAGUAGUCAAAUAAUAGAAAAACCUUGUGACCUCUCUAAAGGCCAUAUUUUUCAUGGGAUCUGUAUGAAAGUUGGUCUGAAUGUUCAUUUUGAUGAUUCUAGGUCAAGUUCGAAACAGGGUCAUGUGCGGUCAAAAUCUAGGUCAGUAGGUCUAAAAAUAGGAAAACCUUGUGACCUCUCUAGAGGCCAUACUUGUGAAUGGAUCUCCAUAAAUGUUGCUCUGAAUGUUCAUCUUGAUAAUAUCUAGGUCAAGUUCGAAAGUGGGUCACGUGCCAUCAAAAACUAGGUCAGUAGGUCAAAUAAUAGAAAAACCUAGGUCUAAAGUUAUUAAAAUCUUUUGACCUCUCUAGAGGCCAUAUUUUUCAAUGGAUCUUCAUGAAAAUUGAUCUGAAUUUUCACCUUGAUGAUAUCUAGGUAAAGUUCCAAACAGGGUCACGUACCUUCGAAAACUAGGUCAAUAGGUCAAAUAAUAGAAAAACCUUGUGACCUCUCUAGAGACCAUAUUUUUCAAUGGAUCUUCAUGAAAAUUGGUCAGAAUUUUUGUCUUGAUAAUAUCUAGGUCAAGUUCAAAACUGGUCACAUGAGCUCAAAAACUAGGUCACUAUUUCAAAUAAUAGAAAAAACGAUGUCAUACUCAAAACUGGGUCAUGUGGGAAGAGGUGAGCGAUUCAGGACCAUCAUGGUCCUCUUGUUUGAAAUGUACGACAAAUUAUGAAAAUUUCUUCAUCAUAAUAAUACUACAUUUAAAGAUAUUGGGUAACUGUAAUAAACGUGAUUAUGUCUCCCACCACACAGUGGUGUGGGAGACGUAUUGAUUUACUCCUGUCUGUCUGUCUGUGUGUGUCUGUCUGUCACAAAGCUUGUCCACACUCUUUAAGUCGAAUAUUUCUCAUCCAGUCUUCACCAAACUUGAACAAAAUAUGUUUGCCAAUAAGUCCUCGGCCAAGUUCGAUAACUAGCCAAAUUGGCCCAGGCACUUGGGAAUUAUGGCCUUUAAAACUUGCGUUUGAUAAUCAAAGCACUGAAAGUCUGAUAAGGCAGUUGAGGUCUUGGUGCUUGGUUGACUCAUGUACUACUAUUCAGAUGAUUAGGCAGUUGUGGGAGACGUGUGCUUUUCUCAAAAGCAGCUCUAGUUGAUUACGUGUUUUUCAGUGAAUUAUCAAAAUACUAGAGUGAAAUAUAUUUGAUAUUUUCAGUGAAGAAUAUCAAAUAUAUUUUUCUCACUGGUAAGAAAUUAUAAAAAUGGGUAAAUUUUGUUAAGACAUGAAAUAAAAAGAAAAUUUGUUCGUUUUAAAUGUAAGAUCAAAAUAUCUUCCAUGCAUGAACACCAUAUCUUACAUAUUCACUUAUGGCUUUGCCACUCAUGAAAAUAUUACAUCUGGUGAUCAAUUGUGAAAGAUAUUACAAUCUUACAGUGAAACAAACAAAUAUCCUUCAUAUGUUCUUGCUCCAGAUAUACAGAUAUAUGUGUAUAUGUAAAACAAAUGAAUUCAUUGAAAACAUUGAAAGUUGUUUUUAGGAGAAAUGUUUCAAUUUGCAUUUUAUUUAAUUGAGACUUUCUGACUCGAGAGGCAAUUUUUUAUACAUGUUUUGUCAGUGAAAUAGUACAAGACUGAUUGAAUUCACUUUUAGUUUUAAAUUAAUGAAUGUCUGUUCUUGAGAGGUUGUUGUAUAAGAUGUAUAUUCAUCUGACAGGAAUAUGCUGAGAGCCAAGUGCCAAAUAGUUGUAACUAAGUAUUCAGAGUAGUUAUCUGUUGCUUGAUAAGGUGUCCGCAGCUCAGCUAGGACUUUGUGGGGUUUGAACCACACUAUUUCACAACUACAUACCUCAUAGGACACCAGCACUGGAUAUGUAGGACCAACACAUGAAAAUGUCAUAAUUAAUGUUACUAUUUUGUGAUUAUUAUUUAUAUGAGCUGCACCAUGAGAAAACAAACAUAGUGCAUUUGCGACCAACAUGGAUCCAGACCAGCCUGCGCAUCUGUGGAUGUGCAGGCUAGUCUGGAUCCAGGCUGGUCGCAAACGCACUAUGUUGGUUUUCUCAUGGCGUGGCUCAUAUUAUAUUUCUGUUUUGUUAAUUUUUGUUCUACAAGUAUCUUUUACAGACUUAGAUUUUUAUACUUUGUGUUCAAGGUUGUGACUUUUAUGGAAUAUGAAUUAUAAUAUGCAUGUUUUACGGGUUGAGAUGAAUUUAAAACUUCUUGAUAAAUUAACAUCAGAUUCCAAAAAUGUCAAAAUUUAGAAAGACUUGCCCCCUCUUGAAGAAUUUGUGUAAAUUACUGUUUUGUGACUCAUUAGGCAUUAAACACAUAUUGUAUGGCAUUGAGGUUCAUACACAUGUUUAUAGACUUGAAAGUGAAGCCAAAAAUUUUUAAUGAUUCGUAAUUCGUAAUAUCCUUUUCUGUCUCGCUGUCCAGUAAAUUGCAUAUUAACCUAGAUGUCAUGUGAUACUUGUUAUAUUAUACAAAGUAGAUAUUGUGUUUUAUCAUAUUGUUUAAGGUAUGGAGAAGUUUUUAUUUCUCCACCUUGGAUUGUAAAACUGGUUCUGUCUUUUUACGAAGGCUUCAACAAUCAUAAAAUCAAAUCAUAAUAGUCAUAGUUAUGACAAUCUUCAUAAUGAUGCUGAAAAUAGCAUCUGUGUGAAAUUUACCAACUUCAGGACACUUUGGCAUAAUAGUUUAAUGCUAUUGCUCGGUAUUUGCCACGAGUGCAGGAAAUUGUUUUACUUUAUUAUUUUGUCUUCAUGUCAUUUGCUAUAAACUGUUAGAUAAUCAGAUAUAUUCAUUCAUUCUUAAUUGAAUGGUCUUCCACUCUGUUAUUGGUAGUGACUGGUUUGAUUUCACUUAAUGUUAGUUGUUGUAACAUGUUAGUAUUAACAGACUAGUUGUACUGUAUUCACAGUUAUUGAUCUGGCUCUAUGUUCACAAAACAUUUUCAGUCUCAGCUGAGUUUUAGACUGAAAAUUUGUUAGCUAAUUUUACUAGAACAUGUAUAUUUAGUUUGAUUCAUAUAUAUAUAUAUUUAGUUACACUUAGCUUGGAGGAAGAGUAGGUAUAUUGUUUGGCUGAUGUCAGUCUGUCUAUCUGUCUGUUUGUAGAUUACCUGUAUUGUUUUGGGGUCUUGAGGUCACAGGAACCUUGUGGUUUCUGAUCAAUAAUAGGAGAUUGCUUUUGCCUAUGACCACUAAAUUGUACUGCACGUUUGUCUAUGGUCAUUGUAAUUGGGUCAUCAAGUCUAAGGUCAAUGUUACAGCAUACCUGAGACUGAAAAUAACACACACAAGUACCUUCCUGACCACCAUAGGUGAUAGAGGAUGGGGAGAGGAGCUUAUGUUCUUUACAGUUUAGUUCUUUACUUGGUUUUAAAGUCAGUAAUAGUGCUGGCUGUAGAAAAUAGUAUCAGAUUGUAUAUGUAGUUAUGAAUCCACUGUAUAGGGGUUUAGGAAAUGCACCAAAUAGGUAGGAUACAUGGCUUGUAGUGAAAUGCACCUUUGAUAGACCUCACAGCAGGUUACCCCUUUUAUAAUUUAAAUUAAACACAUGCAUUACAUGGUAAAUAUACAACAAUGUAAAAAUUUUAUUAAAAAACCCAUAGAUUGGCUAUAUUUAAGUGUAUCAUUAUUCUUAAGUGUGAAAUGAAACAGCAGGAAUGAAACUGAAUCAUACAAACAUAGUGAAUGUAAAAUAACUUCCAGUCUUAAAUAAUAGUAGAAUUUAGAAACUGUGCAUCUGUUUUUAAGUAAAAUCUUACCUGCAGAAUACUAUGGUCAGUUUUAAUUUUAUACAGAUAGUUACAAAAUGAUGGAGGAGGUGACAGGGUCAUCAUCUGCCAUUAAAAUCUGGAAGGGUGAUAAAGAAUUGUCCAAAUGUAGCAUCUGAAACAGAAUAUAUCAGCUAUGGAAUGCAGAUUGCACUGGUUGCUGUUAUCGCAGAAUAAUGCUUCAUUUAUGGUUUAGAAUUAGAAAUUUCCUGUUUUUAUGUUCAUAAUUUGAUGCGCAGGCAGGUCUGGAUCCAUGCUGGUCGCAAACCCACAAUGUUGGUUUUCUCAUGGCACGGCUCAUUUUCAUUUCUUUGCUACUUUUACAAUAAUGUUGUUGUAUUACAGUUUGUGUUGUUCAAGUUUUGUUUAUGUAUUAUAUAGUUAUUUAUAGUUUAGUUUUUAGUACAAGACAGUCUUUCACAUCGUAUGUAGUUCAUUUCACAUUAUGAUUGUAUUGUUGUUGAUUUUUAAUGAAAUUGAUUAUGGAAUAAUCUUUCUAGCAUAAAUAGGUUUCAUAUUUUUCAUGGGUAAAUUGCCAUAUCAGUAUACAAGAUGAAAAUAAAAGUUGAACAUA
Mercenaria mercenaria is the source of this 8002-nucleotide messenger RNA. RefSeq names its product ribitol-5-phosphate xylosyltransferase 1-like. Gene Ontology annotation, cellular component: Golgi apparatus. The transcript has 4 exons. The coding region runs from base 152 to 979 and encodes 275 amino acids. Gene Ontology annotation, molecular function: ribitol beta-1,4-xylosyltransferase activity. The record is from RefSeq and is a predicted model, not a curated record. Lineage: Eukaryota; Metazoa; Mollusca; Bivalvia; Venerida; Veneridae. Gene Ontology annotation, biological process: protein O-linked glycosylation via mannose.